This is a messenger RNA of Ochlerotatus camptorhynchus, 1205 nucleotides long. It is a transcript of the gene Fer1, whose product is annotated as pancreas transcription factor 1 subunit alpha. Lineage: Eukaryota; Metazoa; Arthropoda; Insecta; Diptera; Culicidae. The transcript is spliced from 3 exons. The coding region runs from base 358 to 1071 and encodes 237 amino acids. Gene Ontology annotation, biological process: developmental process; regulation of transcription by RNA polymerase II. Gene Ontology annotation, molecular function: RNA polymerase II transcription regulatory region sequence-specific DNA binding; DNA-binding transcription factor activity, RNA polymerase II-specific; protein dimerization activity. The record is from RefSeq and is a predicted model, not a curated record.
UUUCGCUAUCAACAUCAACCGUUAGCACUGUGGCACCGGAAGCUAUCAGUGCCGAUAAAAGUGGUAAGCGCCACCACCUAAUAGACCACACGUGGCCAUUGUGGGAAGUUAAUGCUAAUGGCAUCCCGCCGGGUAUUGUGAAGAUGGCAAAGUGUUUGAUAAUUCAGUUGUUUACAUGAGCCACGUGCGGCUCUGAUUUACUGUGAACUGCUUUACAGAAAGGCACGUGCAAUCAUGUGAAAGUCGUACGAAUACCAUCAGUAAUAAUUACCACCAUCUAGUCAUCGAUUGUGAUAAAUUUAAUAAUUAAGAAAAUAGCAUCCUAGUGUAGCGCAAUAUCCCUUACAUUCGCCAAAAAUGUUCUCCAUGGAUACGUUCGAUUUCGAGGCCGUCAUGAGCCGGCAUCUCUUUGAUGGUCCAGCCAUGCAGCAUCCACAGCAUCAUCAUCAUCAUCAUCAUCAUGGUUUACUGCAGACUGCCUGCGUAGAUUCAACUACUUCAAAUAGUUCGGACUAUUUCUUUGGAGAUGACGAAAACACUACGGACAGCGAUUCGUUUUGUGGAUUCAACAGCGACCAGGAAAAUAACGAUGGCUUGAAAGAAAUUUACUCCACACGCUCUUCGAAGUACCGUCGACCAAAGUGCGCCUCACAACAGGCGCAGCAACGGCAGGCUGCCAACCUCCGCGAGCGCCGCCGGAUGCAAAGCAUCAACGAAGCAUUCGAGGGCCUGCGAACGCACAUUCCAACCCUUCCGUACGAGAAACGGCUGAGUAAGGUGGACACCCUGAAGCUUGCCAUCAGCUACAUAUCCUUCCUGGGGGACAUGCUUCGGAAGGAUAAAAACGGCAAUGAACCGGGAACGAUAAAGCGUGCACCCGUGAAGGAACCUCCGAAAAAGUUCAUCGUUCGUGGUGGCAGCGGCCAGGUUCACUCCCUCUCGUGGCACCGGAAAGGUGAUCGCAACGCUAAUGGUCGCUAUUUCGCACGGAUCUGGCGACCGGAGGAUCCUCGAAGCAAUCAACGGAACAUCGCAGCUGGCCCCUCGUCAUACUCCAAUGGGUUGGUUUAGGGUACCGAAUUGAAUGCCGGAUUGUGUUAUACUGCAGUGCAAAUUAUUCCCCAUUCGAAUUUCGAACGGAUGAUUAAGGAUGAAAAUCAAUGAAUGUGAAAAACAGUUCUAGUCGUUCCUUUGGAUCUCAUUUC